UUCAGGCACCAGUGGGUUAGUGUGUGAAAGUUGAGGCUGUUGUCACGUGUCUGGUGUGUUGCAUCAGCCUCUCAAGGAAAGAAAAGAUUCCCAAACUCUCUUUAGGAUCUGAUAUACUCAGCUUGAGGGCGAGACCAACCAACAAAAGCAGAAGAGCUGCAGCUGGAUCAGGAUUUAUUUUUAACUUUUGUUGUGAUCUUCAACCUCGAGUGUUUGUGUAGUCUUUAUCAGUCACCUUGAAAGAUAAACACAGCCAAUUCACAGAAGCACGAGAUGAGAAAAAAAUAAACCAUUGACAGCAAAUCUAAAAUUAGUGUAACAGAGAUUUGGGAUUUGUUUGAUUAGGCAUUUCAGAUUUAUUUGAAUGUUUUCAUCACAGUUCUGUCUCAUUCGUUUUCUAUCUAUAUUUUCAACUAAGGGACACAAAUCAACAGAAAUCCUGUAACUUAAUGUUAAUGUUUUAUACUUAUUUAUUUGGUUUAGAAUGGUAUCUGUCAUUUUUGGAAAACAGUCUUUAGUCCCGUCUCGUCUCUUUUCUGUUUUCAACAUAUGGGAGUCAGCUCAGAUAAUUUGGCAGAAAAGCAAAGUGUGUGAAAGGUAACGUUCGUGACGUCAUGGGGGAUUCAUAACAAAGCAGCUUUUAUUUACAAUUCAAAGGUUGAUUCUCCGCUCAUUCACAUGCAUCACUCUGACCUUUUACCCAGUUUCUCUUCUCACAGCAUCUGUAUCCUGGUGUUCCCUCUCGCUUUGGGACCAGUUGCCUUUUUUUUUUCUCCUCUUUUUUUUUUUUUUUUAAACCUGAUUCUCUAGCUUGCACUUUAGCCUAGAAAGCAGCGUUGUUUCCUUGAGGCAUCCACUCCCUGAUCAAAGAGUACAACAGAGGUGAAGGCAUGUCAGGCUGUGUAAAUACCUUUCCUGUUUUCACGAGUGGGUUAAUGAGGUUUUUAAGGCUACUGUGAAACACUGAAUGUAUAGUUUUACAGUGAUUUAAAUCAGCACUACUUUAGGUUCAUCAUCCUGUAUCUUACCGUUAAAUUAAACCACUUAUUCUAUUUAUUUUUAGCUAAUGUAUAGUUCUGUUUGUAAUCAAGCUUUUUAUGUAAUUUGUAUAUUUUUGAGCUGUAGUGAUGGCGAUGCCAGGUCCACCACUUUGAUCCAGACUGAAACAUCUGCCUUGAAAUCUCAUUCAGACAUUCAUGAUCCCCAGAGGAUGUACAGUAUUUGAAUGACUUAAGCGAUUCCUCAGAAUUCCACUUCAGCGGCAACAGCAGGUCAAAGUUAUUACUUCUCCUGUGUAAUAUUUUGAUAUCUAGUAGAUGAAUCGAAUUUAAAUGUUGUACAUUUAUGGUCCCCAGAGGACGAAUAUGCAGGUGAAUACAAUUUUAAUUUAACCACUACCAUUUGUUUUCGUUCACUUACAUUGGUGUGCUACGGAUCAGAAUCUAACUUUUGACUUCAACUGUUAUGCAUCUUACAGUUAGGUUAGGUUCUUUAGGAUGGGCGUAAGAGCUUCACAAAGAUGCAGUGCUCUAAACUAACUAGUUGGAGCGACAUGUUCGACCACGUCUGCAGGCAAAGUGUGCAUAUAGCUGCACAACCAUGCACACUUGAAGGAGCGGGGUAAACAGUCCGCCAUCGUAGAGGGGACCGAUAACAGCUUGAUUGGGGAUAACAUUUAGUUGAAAGACGUGUUGCACUCGGUUGUAAACAUGAAAAGUGACAGAAAUAGUUGCUUUUAGAGAGAAAACAAGACUAGAGAGAGAGAAUGUAAAGCCCUGACAACUUUCUCACUUCUGUACAGUUGGCCGAUCACAGCGUGAAGUGUGUGUAAAUUGUCGGUUUUGGAAAGUUACUGAAGUUGUCGGAAGCAGUGUUCUCAGUCUUGACGUUGGAAAGGUGUGUUGGGAGGGAGGAGGGGGUUUCCAACACGUUUUGACCAUCGGACAGGCAGCAGAAGCAUCCUGACAUGUUUAAUCUUGUUUAGAGUAACUUGAACAGUCGUAGCCUACAACUUGGACCAGCGCUGUUUUACAUGACACCUCCCUGUGUGAUGUCUUUCUUUUACAUCCUGUUAAGACAGGAUGAUGGUUCCUCAUUUCAACAAACGUACACCUGACAAUCUGUCUAAACUCAUCUUUAAACUUCCUCAGCGUCUCAUUGCAUGAAAUAUAAAUACCUCACCGACCUCUGCUUCAUUUCUUAACAUGAAACCCUGCUUGACCUUUGUUUGUGGUGUUAUUCAUCAGGUACUAACCUUUGCUUCAGUCAAGAAAGUUACUCACAUGAGGCUUCACUGGUUCACUGCACCCACCAUCACAUUGCUUCACGCUCUGCUGGGCCGUGACUUCUGCUGUAAGAGGGUCAAAUCACUUCUCUUACACGGUUCACCUUUCACCCAGAAACUGGUAGGAAAGCCUCUGGGUGUGAAAAUAACUUUACUUGUAACCACAUGCAGAUUUCUUACUGAUUGUUGGUUUUUCAGUUAGUUUUCUUUGCUUUAUUGUUUUAUAGUUUUUUGUGUUUUGGGAUAUUUUCAAUUAUGAGAAAAUAAUCUAAAUUUGUUUUUAAACAUGGCCCAAAUGUUAUAUAAUAUUAUCGUAGUCAUCAGAAGAUUAAAAACAUCAUCAAGAGACAUUUUACAAAGUUUAAUCACUUGACAUAUUUGACAGUUUAGUUCUAUUUGUUAUAUUUUGUAAAGGAAUCUUUCCUAGUAAGUUGCUGAUCACUGCUACUUUGCACUUACAAUUAUUAUGUGUUUUGUAUUAUGCUAAAAUUAGUUGUCUAUUUUUAGUUAGUGAAAAGGAUUUCUGGAUGAAUAUUUAGAAAAUAAAGACACAUUAAAAUAAUCUGCUGAAACCAAACUUAAUUAAACAUUUUAUAAUUUCUUUUUUUUACUGAAUUUCCAUUCAACAUUCCAACAUUAACAUCAGCUCACAGCAAAUACAUACAAAAUACCAAAAGGGAAACAAAGGAAUACUAGACAUUGUAAAAUCGUACACAUCGACAGGAAAUUGUCCAAUUUCUAAAAUAAAGCAGAAAAAGGGUUGCCAGAUCUAAAACCUUCUGCUUUAGCCAAGACCAGUGUCACUUAUUGGAGUUUGACAUGUGCCACUGAAUCCUCCAGCCAGUGUUUAUGACAUGAUGGUGGUUCAGUCCCUUUUCAUUUGAAGAUAAUUAGUCGUGUAAAGAAGGGUGCAGACUUAGCUUUGUUAGCUGUGACAUUCAAAUCUUCAGGGACCAACACUAGUAUGGACGUAAAAAGGUUUUGAUCAAUAACUGUGAUGCAUUAAUUUGAAAGGGAAAACCAUUGUUCAGCUGCAGACAGGACCAAAACAUGUGGAUGUCCCAAUCACGCCCAAAUCUUAAACAAUUCUCAUCUACUCAUGAACUAAUCCUAAAAGUUAGCUGCAGGUCAGGUGGAGCUCUUGAAGCUGUAGCCUAACUGCCAAGGCAUUUCUGAUCUUUAUACACAAGCAUUAGUUUAAUACAAUGUGCAAAUAAAAUCUAAUUUCACAUUAAACUUAAAUAUCAAUGAGAUGGAUAUGGUCAUGUUUUUGUGACAAUACUUCAAAUACACUACAGUAAAUUAUUAGAAAUUGAUAAUAAAAAUAAUCUUAAAUUAAAGCCCCUAAUUUUAUGAUUCAUGACUUGAACUCGUUUUUCUGAAGCCAAACAAGGAGCUCCUUUCCCUCCUCAGAGGUCUUGAAGCUGAUGCCAAAUGUGUUUAUUACUUCAUCCUGUUUGGCCCCACCUGGACUCUCCUUCGGGUCGCAGCGAAGAAAACAUGUUUUGUUGCCAGUGUCUGGACUUUGAUUUGAACGUGAAAGACGGGUGUCCUUCUAUCUCCAUCCCGUCAGUGCCAUUCGCUACUCAGCUGGGAAAUAGCUUUUUGUUCUGAUAAAGAGCUGCUGGUGUUUGGCCUCCAACUCUUUUUUUCCCCUCUCUGGUUGCUCACUGUGUACAAAGGUUUCUACAAAGUUACCAACACAGAACGAUAGAGGUCAAAGUUCAAUACUUUAUUGUUAUGUCGACACAGUUGAGAGGAAUUUGUCUCAGUGCAUCUCUAAGAAACAGUCAAAAAACAUCAAUAAAUAACAGUGAAAACAGUUAGCACAUUUCUCCAUAAAUGUAUGAUAAACUGAUACAACCCUGGAGUACUUUGUUCUGCUACUAUCUACUUUUUUCUUUUGAAGUGCUUGUUGACUGACGCUUGUGGAAUUUAAAAGUGUCAAUCUUCUCCCCUAUCGCGGUUAUUAUUUCUUUGAUCGUAGCGAUGUUUACAAUCAGGCUGUUUUCCCUACACCACUCCACGAGGACUAAAUUAAAAGCUUAACUAAAAAGAAUAAAACCCUUUCAUAAAUGGUGGGGCCUCCAGGUGCUGCAGGAUUCUGUGAAGGCACAUAGACACAGCUUCCUCUAGACACACGCAUCUUUAUGUAAUCGAGAAAGCUCACCAGAGGAUGUUCUUCCUCAGACUGCUCCAAAAAAAAAAGAUAAGCAUCCUCCCGAAAGUUCACACCCAAUUCUACAGAGCCACCAUCAAGAGUGUCCUCACCUCUUCCAUCACAGUGUGGUUCCCCGCAUCCUUUGCCAACACCAACCACACACUGGAACGCAUUGUGCAAACAGCCUGGUGGCUCAUAGGCCAGGAACAGGUGCCUGUGAAUGUUCUGCCCGAUGCCAGAGACAGAAAGCGGGCCAGUAGGAUAGUGGCUGACCCAUCAGUGUUUGCAGGAAUUCCUCUGCCAAUAUACUGACUAUCAUUUUCAAUUAAAUAAUCUAAAAUGUUUUGUGAAACGUUGACAUCCAUGUCUGUCCAAAAAAAUCAUCAUUUUAUAGUAUUAUACAAUUAUGUAAAUAGUAAUAAUUAGCAAAUUAAUUCUGGAGUACUUUUUUCAACCUGUUGUACCAUGAAUAUUUUACUUUUUUUCUACAUGCUAAACUGACUAUUUUCAACCCACUGUACUAAGAAUUGUUUUGACAUGCUAUACCACUUUUUUAGACACGCUAAACUAUGCCGUUCCUAUUAUUUUUCAUGUCAAGCUAUACUAAUGUUUUUUUAUGACCAACUAUACCAUUACAUUUUCAUGGCAUCUUUUUAAUGACUUACUUACAGUUUUGUAUGGCAUACUAUACUAUGACUUAAACUUAAACUACAAUAUACAAUAGUAUACAAUUUUGAUGUCAUAGAUAGUAUAGUAUGACGUACCAUUUUUAUGACAUACUAUACUAUGACUUUUUUAUAUUUUUACCACACACUAUACUAUGACAUUUCCAUGGCAUACUAUACUAUGACUUUUUAAAUUAAAAUAAAAAAAAAUGUCAUGACUUCUUUUGACAUACUAUCCCAUGACAUUUUUAUUUUUAUGCCAUACAAUACUCUUGAUGUCAUUUUGAAAUUUUUCUGGUAUACUACACUGCAACAAUUUGUUGGGGCUUUUUUCACUUCAACUAAUCUUCAGUUUCCCAGCUUUCAAGUAAAGUAUACCUCUAUGUGUUAUAUGCUGAUGACCUGCUAUGUCCCCCUAAAUAUCCUCUGUCCCCUCCUAAAAAAAGACUAAAAGCAGCAGCCAGACCAGGAGGCACAAUUUUAUAUUUUAAAGUGUCAUUAAAAUUGUCUCGGAAUUUUUAAACAUUUACUUUUACAUUUACAUUUCCCAUGUAAAAUAUAGAGGUAGUAGCUAAAUGUACUUCUACUUUGUUACUCAUCACCUGUACAAGAGAGGAAUAAUAACCACUGACUAAAUAUAUUAAGUAAAAAUGUACUGUUUCAGUGCUUUUUUAAAUAAUCUUCUAAUAAAAUGAUAACUAAAUCUAAAACAUUCAGGCAUGUGUUCAUUACUUGCAUUUAAACAAGGCAAAAAAAAAUAAACUAUUUUUUUAUUCAAUUUCCUGUUGUGUCAACCUAUUAACUUUGAUGUAUUUAUCUCCUGCUUUAACAUUUACAGUUUCUUUAAAGCUGCAAUGAUAGUUGUGAUUUGUGGCCACUUGGGGAAAGCAGAACACGCCGUCAACACAACUCACUAUUAUAUCUUUAUAAAGUCGUCAAACAGUUGCUUAUUUACACAGCUACAAAGCAACAUCAUUAUAUAAUUAAUUGUGUUUCUGGUCAAUAUGAAUCUACCCUUAGCUGUGUUUGGUCCAUCAACUCCUGAGGGACAUAUCUGUCUCUUUACCAUCACUCCUCCUGUCCUGUCUCUUGGUGUGUGUGGUGUUUUGACAGCAUCAUGUUGAGGGUUGUUUCUGCCGGCUCUUGUUCUAAUGACAAAGAACAUAUUUGCUUGAAAGCUCAAACGAAUGUUUCUCAAGUCAAGAAUUAACUUUGGAACCCCAUAUUGCCGCUAGACAUAUAGACCUAAUAAAUCCUUUAAAUCUGAAGGACUGUUCAUAAGCUGAAAGAUGUGAACUGAACUGAACAUGAGCCUAAUUUAAAUGACUUAAGUAAAAAGAAACAGCUUGAGCCGGAUGCAGUGGAAACUAAAACUAAAUAAGAACAUUAAUCAUAAUCUAACUCCAGCUGUAUUGAAGUAGCAUACCAGUUCUCUCUGAAAUGCAGUGAAGUACAGGUAUAAAGUAGCAUUCAAUUAAAACACUCAAGGAAAGUAAAAGUAUUCCUACCUACCAAAAUGUACUUUCCAGCACUAUUAUUAAACAGUACUAUGUUGUGGACUGUCGGUUUCAGGUACGAAAAUGCUCUGACUGCCUUCAAACUGAAAGACAACAGCGUCCUCAUCUGCUUGAUGGAAGAUAUUGUACUUUCUGAUGUUUUAUGGUUGUAGUCUUGGCUGUUUAUUUUAAUAUAAACAAAUAUGGUUUCGUCUAAAACUGUGAAGGGCAUAAAAAAGAAAAUAUUGCGUGAGCGCUGGUUGACUUUGAUACGAACAGACCACAUCGAUAUUAGAUAUUUAGACUGAACAACCUAAGAAAAGACUUCUAAAACAAGCUAAAUGGGUUUAAAGUAUGUGGAUUAACUUGAUAUUGUGAAAACGUUAUAUCGGUUGAUCGGCCUCAUGUUUUGCGACUAUGAACAAAUGUAACGACGCAUUUUGUCGACCAAACUGACGAACAAGUCCCGCCCCCUUUCGUCACCAGCCCGGCGCCGUGUUUUUCGUUCCUGAUUGGAGGAUUCAGCUGUCUGUCAUUGAUUCCUUCGCACUGUAACCAGCGGCAAACUAACAGCAAUCUGAAAGAAGCUGGUCAAAAUCCACAGUUAGACCGGAAAUGACUGGGUCAAACAGGAUUCUGCCUUCAAAAUAAAAGCACAUGGUGGGACACGCGUGCUAAAAUGCAGCCUGCAGAGUGUCAAGUAUGUUUUUCACACUAUGACAAUUUAUCUUGUUGCCAUGUCAGGCUACUAUAGCAUUAUUGGGCAUGUAUUUAAUAUAAUUAUGUAACUUAAAUGACACAUCAAUCAACUUUUACCUCACACUUGCACACAAUCAAAUGUAGCCUAUUUUGAAUUGAUCCUACAGUCUAGGCAACAAUGUAUCACUCGUAUAUGAAAGUAAAUGUGUCUGCUUCUUGUUCUCAAAUCUUAUGUUUAUUGUCAAUGCAACAUCAUGGGUUCCACACAAGCAGGUUUUGCGUACGCAAAAAAAGAUUUUAUAUUGUAGUGAAAUGUAAAAAAAAGUAUAAGCAGCAUAUCUGCUGCAGCAACGCAGCAUAAAAACAAAACGAAAGUGGCAACUGCUUAUAUACGACUAACAAAAAAAAUCAUGUUCAACAUUGUCGUUUUAUUUUUAAAUCCCAAACCGGAAAACGUAUUUUAUAUAUUGUGUACCUUGACACAAGUCAGGGGUAGGAGUUUUUUUUUUUUUUUUUUUCAUCUUCUCCUCCCAAACUUUUCUUACCUUCUCCAGAAAGUCAUGACAAGUCUCAGUGAGACUGGACGGACACACGGCAGAAGGUAGGAAACAGCCCGAGGGAUCGAUGACCACACACUGACACUGAUACCUAUUGAUUCGCUGAUUAUUGCCACGCUCCAGGAACUAACAACACAAAGAUUUACUCUGCAUGUGUUUUAGUUAUUAGCCUCAAAGUGUUGCGGUGAAUUAUUGUAAGAAGUACUCGUCGGCUGCAGGAAAUCUAUAUAUUUGUGAUGCUCCUGUAAUAUCACUGUCCUACUACGCUUAUGUGUUUAUAAUCAUGUUGUGCUUUUUUGCGUUUUUAACUUCCAGGAAUGUAGCCAAAAUCCUUUGAUUUUCAAUAGAGACCUAUAGAAACAAUAGAGAAUUGUUUCUAUCUUUAAAGUCAUAUGUCUAUUAUUGCUUUUUAUAGCCCUAAAAAGUGACUGUAACUCUGUCAUUUCUAAAAUACUUAAUUGUAUUACCAUUACUACUUAGCUUGUUCUUUUUCUUUUCUCUACCUCCUUUUCCCCGUCUCUCUCCCAUUCAGGACUUCUGUUUGCGAAGUGUUAUGCAUAAAGUUGGUUUGCUUGCUAGUAGAGCAGAAUAAAUAUCUCUAAUAGUGUUGUGUGUGAGGCUCCUAAUGGGAUGAAAACGCCCCCCUCUCUUGUCAGAAGUGUUGAACCCUAUAUAUAGUUGGUAGAGACCAAAUACAGAGCUAAACAGUUCAUAUUUGACUUAUAGCCACUAGGCUGACACAAACACAACUCUUCUGGAUGUGUAAAUAAGCUAUUUGCUAUCAAGCUCAACAUAUCAACUUAAAAAGUGAUAUUAUGUCAAUGUGUUCACAUCUUGUUUUUGCUGCUCCCCUAGUGGUCAGUUAUUGCAGGUUUAACCAAAGUUAAUUUUCCAUAACCAGCAUCCUGUUUUCUCUAAACCUUAAACAUACUUUAGUUGCCACAUGCAGAUACCAAAGAACAAAAUCCUUUUAAAUGAUAUCGACGUUGGAUGUUAACAAACGAUGUAAUUGCAUCCUCGAUUUUAUUUUGCAGAAUUGGCCAAUAUUGUUGUUUCUGGUGAUCGGGUGUGUUUACAGAGGUAUAGUGGAAGGAUUCAGGAAAAGGAAGCAACAUUUGGUUCUAAAGACAAGUUUGAAAGAGCGUCCAGUUUGAUGAUCGAUGAUGAUGGCCGCUACUGGAUGGGAGAGCGUUUCUGCCAUUGUGCGAUAUUACGCAGAUACAGUCUACUGACUCAAAUAGCUAGAAUGGGUAUUGGUGACAAAGUGGCUGAUCUAUUCUAUUCAAUUCUAUAUUAUAUACUAUAUACGUUACUCACUGGAAUUUUAAUCCCUGUUUAAAUUUAGACAAAUUUAGACGGCCGAUAGCAGAAGCUCCAGUAUUGGUAUCAUGGCUGAAAAGAGUCUGAUCGGUGCGUCCUAAUUGUACGUUUAUGUUUCUUCUUUAUGAGUGUGGCUAAAUUAUUUAAUACCAACCAUAUAAAGGGUUUCUCUGUAGCCUUAAUGGAUAAAAGGCUACAGAGAAACAAUACAUGUUUAUUUAUUUCAGUCAGGAAUGUCAGGAUGCCGUGGCCUUUUUGUGGAACUUCCUCUUUAGCGUCUUCUUGUAAAAAUGAAACAGAAAUUAAAGCUGGAGGGUAUUUCUUAAUGUUGGUUUUGAUAUGUAACCAAGGCAAAUAUCUCAAAUUGACGAGACAACCUGCUGUACAAAGAUGACAUGAGUAAGCAGAGACGUGUCCCUUUGAGUCAGUGUUUAUCGCUCAACAACCUUUCUGGCUGAGGGGAAACAGGACUCUGGGGUUUUCACUUACUGCUGUCGUCUCAAAAAUAGAUUGACUGUAAGUUUAGUUGGAGGUGUCAGGAGCUCAGUGUUACACUUUGAUACUCUGGAUAUUUCCUCUCUUGCUCCAGUUAUUUUUUGCCUUUAUACACACACUCCCUAACUCAUACUUUCUUGCCUUGCACCUAAGAACAGAGGGAGGACAGUUUAUUAAAUUAAAACUGAAUUAAAUUUGGGUGUGUGCUCUCACUCACGAGCUUGAUAAGAUGCAUGCCGUCGUAUUUUUAGCUCUAUUACGAGUGGUUUUAUUUUAGCCCCUCCAGACUGAGUAACUCUGCACUGCAGUGACAUGAUGAGCGAAGAGAAAGCUGGACUCACCAGCGUUAAGAUGACAGCACACUAAAGUCAAAAUCUGCAUUUUUUCACAGGUAAUCUGGUGGGUUUGCAAUCCUAAAUAAACCCCUGAAUGAGAAUAAAAUCGCUGCUGUGUGCAGAAACAUUUUUCAGCCUCAUUCAACAUCUUCACUGGAUUGCUCUUGUGUUGAAUGACGUCCAUUUGAAGGACCACUGAGUGCAGCUUUAAGUGGGCAUUCAGGCGUUGGUUGGGCCGUGUUGUUUCAGAUGCAGGUUAGACAAUGAAACGGUUUGAGUAACAAAUUAAUUUGUUUCAAGGCUCAACAGAUGCCAAACCACUGUACAGAGGGUCUGUCACAUCUUAUGACUCCUGGAGAGAUAUCACGGCAGCAACUAUUCAAUCUUUUGUCACGACAAUCACAAAGUAAACGGUGCGAAUACACAGCUGAUGCUACAAAGUAAGGCACCAGGAUUGUGCCCUUACAGGGCACCAACACUGGAAUUUUCCGGAUGACACUGUGUUGUUUUGCCGGUGUUGGCAAACGCACUAUUACUGAGGCCCUGUAUUCAAGUACAACUUCAAGGUACAUUUACUUUAUUUGAAUAUUUCCAUUGUAUACUACUUUAUACUUCUACUCCAUCACACACAAUGUUGUAAUUAUUACUCCACUAUAUUUAUUUAACAGCUUACGUACUUAUCGUACUUACUUUUUCUAAAUGUCUUUGCAUUAUGAGUACUUUUACUUUUAAUACUUUAAAUUACAUUUAGUUGAUGGUACCUCUGUACUUUUACUUAUGUUUUUGAAUGCAGGACUUUCACUUGUUAUGGGGUAUUUUUCUGUAUUUUAAUAUUUCUUCCACUACUGGUUGCUGGACUGGCCUCUGUGAAAUUUAUUUUAAUGCCGUGUAAAAGUUGGUCUGAACGCCUCCCUGUUAAAGGUGGCGGCAUUUGUUUAUGAGUUGAAGGAAGAAUCUUGAGCUUGUACUAUUUGUUAUUAAAGCGGAUACCCACUGAUUAAAUAAGAACAAUUCCAGGAGAAUUUAAACAAAUAAAUGUUCUGCUCUGUGAAUCUAUGUGGUUUGUUUACCUUUUAGUUGAGGCAAUUUUUAUUCUUCCAAUCUAAGGCAACAAUUAGUUUUAAGUGUCGGAGCUGUGUGGAACCUGAGAGCAGGAGGUUGUCAUCAUAAUUAGCAGGCAUCCAGGCUUAGAAAAUGGAAAUUACCACUUUCAGCUUCAUGCCAGAUCCUCUGAUUGGAGUGGCUUUCCCAACUGUCCCUGAAAGGAGAGAAGCCUUUCAGAAGUUCAGUGUGUUUGAGUGAAGCAGCUGUGAGUUGUCUACAUGUAGUUUUAGUUUUCACAAGGUAGAACAUUUUUUUUUUUUUUUGAUUUAUCCUGAUUUUUGUUGCAGAGACCAUGUUGAAAUAUUUUAAAACAAUGGCUCCAGAGUUGACUUCCAGCUGGACGGGAAGUUUAGAGCAAUUACAAUUCAAGAACACAACACUGUACACAGUGGAAUGUAAUAAGUAGAAAUGACACAAAUCUUUAACAGUAAAACAAAGGCUGUUGUGUUGUCUUAGUUCUUUGUAGCUGGUAGACACUUAAAUAUUCAGAGUUCAUCAUAAUAUUAUUUGUCCGAUUAGUCUCGAGAUGUGACUCGUGAAACAAAAAACCAACAACUUAGGUUUUGUUUGGGAUUUUUGCCGAUUGAGUUUGUAUUUAAUUGUUUAAUUGUUAAUUGUUAGUCUUUUAAAAAUUCUCCAGAUGACAGAUUCAUGGUUUUGUAGAAAUGCAACUUACUUUAUUAAUUUAGUUGUCUGAUUAUCUUUUAUUAUGAAGUCCUUCCUCUUGGCCUUUUGCAUGAAUUCAAUCAAGUCUCUUGUAUAAUUCUGAAUAGCUUCAGUAGAAAUGAGACACUGGAAAACUCUCUGUGACUUUUUAGUGGGAUCAAUUUACUGUUUGUUUUGGUCUUUUCACAGGAUUUGUUUACAUAUAUACAAUUACAUAUAUCACCAGAUUUAUCCUUUAAAAUGUUGCAAAUGACUGUACAUAAAGGAGCAAUGCCUUCUAAUGACUGUAGUAAAACAGGACAAUACUAUGUAUUAAAAGGUUAGCGUCUACCACGGUGGUCCAAUCAGACGCUCGUCCCUCUGCUCUCUCCACUGCCUGAGAAACUCUGAAUGAAAAACACAGGGCUAAAAAUACCCACAUUCACUGAAGUACUUGGGCAGAGCUUGGGAAAGAAGAAGCACUAAUCAAACUGUGUGCACUAACAUCAGGCUGAGAAAACGUCAAACGGAGAAAUCACUGCUGCAUGUUGAUUCAUCUGGAGGAUCUGUUUAGUCUAGACUCGGAUCGUGAUUUACAGGUUGGGAUUCUUGACCCUGAAAGGCUUUUUGGCGGGUAAAAUGGUGAAAGACUGGUUUGACUCUUGUGGUUUGAGCACCAAAAAGGUCAGACUCUCGUUGUGCCUGAGCUGACCACUUCUCUCUGUGGAAGAACCAAACCACGACUGCUUUUGGAAACACUUCCUGCAUGUCACUGUGAGGCCGGAAACAUUUUCAACCCAAUUUAAAUUUUUGGAUCAAACAAUGAAAGUUUUUGUGCGCCGCUAAAGAGAGCGAGACGUUUGUGGUUGUACUCGAACCUUCUCUGAUGCUGUAACGAGAUUUUGAAUCUAAGGCCUGAGGAAAAAGUCAGGGCAGAGCGAGGCCUUGAACUCUAGUUUAGUGCGUGUUCUGUAGCACAGAGAUCACCUCUGUUCACCGGCUCAUAAUGGAGGAAAUGUUGUGGAAAAGCACAUCUGCCCUAUGAAGUCAUAGGCAGAGGCUGAACAACACUGACAUGUUCAGUUCCCACUGCAGCCACCAACAUGAAAACUAUCUUUUGUAUCCUAAUGUUACCGCCUGACUUCUUAAAAAUGUAAUGCUUUUAUGAAUAUCAGUCAUUUUGUAAAGCAUUCUGUGAAAGGCUUUAUUUAAGGAAAAGGCAAAAAAAAAUAUAAAAUACCUGUUCCACUUUCUAAUAGAAUCUAAUUUAAUCUUUAAAAGUCAUAACUAACGGCUUUAUUCAUGUUUUAAAGUAAUUUCCUCCUCCUUGACAGAUCAGUUAUAAGCAAUUAAAAAGAAUAACUUUUUUGCGUAGCCAUGUUGUUAAACAUCUCUGUGGCUGCUUUGUCAUUAAUAGUGAAGUCAUUAAUAAAGGGAUGAGUUUCUCACUUUCUAAAAGCCAUCAAGUUGUUCUUUUUCCAGAAGUUCAGACGGUCCAUUGGAAAGUCUCACUAGAGAGAGUCUGAACUAAAGAGCUGAGUGAUGGAGCCUGAGGUAACCUGACAACCUGAAUAUUGGUUGUUAUUGCUUAAAACUCAUCUAGUACAUUAUUUAUCAACCAAAAUAUUGAAAAACAGACCAAUAAAACGGCAAAAACAAGGCGGUAAAUAGUUGUGUAAUGUAACAGAAGAGGCGGCAGAAGAAGAGCAAGUAAAAGCCAAAUUCUAUGAAAGGAGUCUCCUUUGCAAUCCGGCUGAGAUCAAUGUGCAGGUUGUCUCGGCAUCUGCUGCAUGCCAUCGAUAUGUUCAAUUAUGUUUUGUAAUGCCUGGCAGACAUCAGAUUGCCUCUCAGGAGUAACGAGCAGCCCAAAGUUGAGAAGCUAACUGAAUCCGCGCCUGCAAGGAAAACUGAAUAAGACCCCAACAAACAUGUAUUUUCCACAGGAGCAGCUCCGCGGCGAUGAAGGUGUGUUCGCAGGAGCUUUGGGAGACAUUUCAAAGACCUACGUGCACCCAGUGCCUUGUCAUUACCCCGACGCUCUCCAUCAAAGCGAUGCUUGAACUGGUAUAAUUUCCACCGGUGACGGAAACAACUUGAUGAUAUACAUAUUUCAGUUGUUUCUGGGCAGAAAGCUGCUGACAUCUGGUCCUGUUCUGUAGUUAUGAGAAUCAAACAUCUGGAGACUCCAGUUGCUACUGCUGUGACAGAGACAAAUGUUGAAUAUCUAGGUCAACUCAGAGAGACUUUUAGAGGCGCAUCAAGCUGGUUUGUUUUCGUUAUUUGCUUGUCUAGAAAACAAACAGCUGAAGGGAAUGUAGGAAAAAGUAAAUGUGCAGAAAGAAACAUAUUUUUAGAUGGAGAACUCGGUUAAGUCUUUUCUUGGAUAUUUAAAAAGCAGCUUCUACAAAGGUUCAGUUUGUCUUGUCAGGAAAACAGGCCUGGAGAGCGUGUCUCACCACGGAGGGAAAACAAAGUGUUUCAGUCCAAAAUACAACGUGACAUCAGAACUGGAAAUUGGGUAAAACUUGAUUUGUGAACGCUGCUUUGUUUCAGGGUCGGGUGGGGUUGGGGGGUUGUCAGGCAUGGGACCGCCUCAGUCUCAGCUGACUGGAUAAUGCUGUUGCAGCUGACUGGGACACUGUGCAGCUCUGCAAACUGAUGCUCGCAGCAUUGUUUCCAGAAAGAAACAUAUAAUUUUGCUAUUCCAAGAAUUCAUUCAGGUCCAGUCAGGUCGUUUGGUUCUGUGGUCGUCCAUAUUUGAAUCUUUACUGGAUGGAAAACCGCAAUGCAGUUUUCACAAAAGAUGCAGAAGUUUGUUGCUGGGCUGAGUGGAGCAGGAAAGAGGGAACCAGCCUGAACUGCAGCUGUAUGAAUCACUCACUGAGGGGCUGAGAGCCAGGUGUUUAUUUGAAGCUGUGUGUGCUGAAAGGUCCCAGUCCUGAAACAUGACUCAGUCGGUGCAAGUUAACCCAAAACUGCCUGAUCUGGGCUCUCCAUUCAUCUACUCCAGUCAGGAGGAGGCUGACCAAUCAGGCUCCUACUCUGUCCAGACUCCGUAUGGUUUCCAGCUGGAUCUGGACUUCCUCAAAUAUGUAGAAGAGAUAGAAAGUGGGCACAAUCUCCGUCGGGCACCCGUUGGUUCCCGCCGCACUGGCCGAGGUGUCAAACUCUCCCAGAGGAGUAUUGGAGGACGUACCAGUGGCUGGACAUCCACAGAGUCUCUGUCGUCCCCGGCCAGUGAGGAUGGCAGAGCUCCUCCGCCGCCGCCACCACGCAACCGCCUUGGGUCGGCACCCUGUGAGGGGCUCCGUCUUUCCCCUGUGACCCUCAUCAGUGUUCCUCCCCUGUCUGCCGGAGCCAAAGUGCCACCUCCUCCACCGCAGCGCAACCCCAGAGUGGAGCGGACUCUUCUUGAAACCAGCCGGCGGCUACAACAGGAACAAACCCACCAGUACCAGAAUGGUGGGCGCUUCCAGCUCGCAGAUCCUCCAAAAAAGCUCCUACCCUCGCCAUCCACUCAGCCGCUGCAGAGUAGCUGGACUAAACCCAGUCCUCAGACCUCUGGGCGCAGCACUCCAGCAGUUGGCACCACAAUGACUCCGAUCCCACCCAGCCAGCUGCAGACGGUUAGAGAGCAGAUGGCUACGGCCUUGAAACAGCUGAAGGAGAUGGAAGAGAGGGUAAAGGGUGUUCCUGCGCUUGAGAAAGAGGUGGCCAAGCUUCGUGCAGAGAAAGACACGCUCCUGUUAGCCCUGCAGGAGAAGAAAGAGGCCAAGGAGGUGGCUCAGCAGAAGCAACAGUCCACUGACUCUUUUACCCAAACCACAGAGAUUCUUCAAACUGACCACAGUAUCCACAAUCGUUUGAGUACACCAAUCUCACCUGGACAUAAAAGCCUCGGAAAAUCUGGUGAGCUGAAAAGGCUGACUGAAAAAUUUGAGGGGAAGGAAGGGAAAGCUACAGAACCUUCAUCAAAAGUUUCAGUAAAAGCUCCAGAAAAAGUGUCUGUUGAGAAGAAAUCAGUGGCUGUUGGGGGUGACUUGCCAAUGGACUCUGUUGUUUUCUACUACAGCCAGGGUGUGAAGGAUGCUUCUGAGGGCACCGAGGUAAAUGUUUGUGAUAAAGGCACAGGAAUAGAGGCCCCUGUGGUUCAAGAGGCAGGAGUACAGGUCAGAGUGGAGACAAAAGAGGCUGAAGUUUGGGUUAUGGAGUCACUACUUGGGCUGACCAGCGAAGCACAGCGGGAGAUUGAUACCUUACAGGACACCAUUAAAUUCCAGCAAGAGUCCAUUGUGGCUCUAGAGGAGCGAUUGAAUGUGGCCGACAAAGACAUGGGGAUCCUUAAAGUCCAGAUGGAGGAGAAAACCUCUAAAGUCACAUUUGAGAAGGGGGUUCUUGCCAAACCAGACAUGGUGAAUGCCCAGGUAGAGACAUUCACUGCUGCAUUAAAACAUGUUGCGGUUUCGUGCCGUCCUGAGGUGAACGAUGCAUGUGUAGGGGAGAACUUAACAGCAGAUAAGAUCGAGCAAUUCACCCAGACCGACGCUGUAGCGAUAACAGCUGAGCCAGCACCUGUUGCAGUGGUCAGCACUGGGUGCCAAUGUGAGAACUUGUUUGAGGAAAAGAUGGAGCAAAAAGUUACCGUUCUGAAGAAGAGACAGAUGACCAUCGCUGAAUACAAGGUCUCGCCAGAAGAGGAGGUGGUCAGUAUGGCUGAGAAUAAAGAGGAAGACCAAGGAGAGAAGUCUGCAGCCAGCAACACCAAGACAGGUAUGCUGAAAUCAAUCAUGAAGAGGAAGGACGGGAGUAACUCAGGCGAGAAGAAGAAGAGCCUGCAGUUUGUUGGCAUUCUGAAUGGAGGGUAUGAAUCUACAUCCAGUGAAGAAGAAGAAGAAGAGGAGGAAGAAGAGGAGGAGGAAGAUGGGAGUUCUUCUGGAGAAAGUGGAGAAGGCGAGUGCUUGGACAGCACAGAGGAUGAGGCGGCUCUGGAGGACGAAACAUCAGAGGAGGAAAGAAACAUCAACCUGGACGAGAGCGACACUGAUGAGGAAACCCUGAGAGCCACAAGUUAUUCAUGUGAAGCUGUGAAAGAGAAAUUUGAGCUGAGCUCAAAAAUGCGUGAAGCGUGCCUCAUUCUGAAGAACCACCUGAACGAUGACAUCAAGACACUGAAGAGUAAGGAAGUGCUCUCCAGCACCCACACCGUCCAGCUGGAGUGGUUCCGUGUCUCCAGCGCCAAGACGGCUCAAUCUCCCCGCGUGUCGGACUAUCUGAUGGCGUUCUCUGAGGUGUCGUCAGCGCUACUGGAGCAUGUAGUCAACAUGACCGACGGCAACGGCAACACAGCUCUCCACUACAGCGUCUCCCACUCAAACUUCGGCGUGGUAGGGCUGCUGCUGGACACAGGUAUGUGCUGUGUGGAUAAGCAGAACAAGGCGGGGUACACGGCCAUCAUGCUGGCUGCUCUCUCUACUGUGAAGGAGGAGGAGGACAUGGCUGUGGUCAAGAGGCUCUUCAGUCAGGGCAAUGUCAACGCCAAGGCCAGCCAGGCGGGCCAGACAGCGCUGAUGCUAGCUGUUAGCCAUGGUCGGCAGGAGAUGGUGCGGGCGCUGCUGGAGUGUGGCGCCGACGUUAACGUGCAGGACGACGAGGGAUCCACAGCUCUGAUGUGUGCCAGCGAACAUGGCCGUGCUGAGAUUGUCAAACUGCUCCUGGAACAGCCUGGUUGCGACAUAUCCAUUGUUGAUAAUGAUGGCAGCAGUGCUCUGUCCAUCGCACUGGAGGCGUCUCACAACGACACAGCUGUGCUGCUCUACGCCCAUAUGAACUAUGCUAAGACCCUUCCUGUGGGGAGUCCGAACGCCCAGCCAAGGAGCCCCACCAGCUCCCACAAGUCCUGGCCUUCAGACUGAAAGAACCAUGGCCGCUAAUGCAGACCGACAGACCAGCAACAGAACUGGAUCCGAGCUGUGAAAAGCUCCACUGGAAUUGACUAAAACAUACAUGUAUUUAUAUAUUGCCGUAUGUCCUGCAUUUUAUAAGUAUUGUUAAUAUGAGAAUAUUAUUUUUCCAUAAAAGUCGUUAAUGGUUAUAUAAUAUACUUGACUAAUAAGAGCUCCUAGCAUAUCUAAAUGAGGUCUCCAACGCUUGUCUUUUUUCUGUUACAGGAGAUGAGACCAUUGCAUUAAUUAUUUGCACUCCACUAAUAUUUGUACUGUUAAGAGCAACACACACCGGUAGGAUAUGAUGCACAUAAAAAAAAAAAACAUAAUUCAACCAUAAUCUUCCAUGCAAGCCCACACACUGACAUCACAAUACAUGACUUGUAGUAAAUCUUAAAGUAAAAUGUCGCUGCUGUAGAAAAUGUAUCCUAUAGGCUCCCUAGUUAGGCAUCCUCGCUACUCUGCCUGACUACCGUCUGAAGUCCGGUGUCUACUUUAGACGUCACAUGACACGACGACACAGCCGGUGUGUGGUGCCGUCUGCUCUUUCUGUCCUGCCUUGGCUAACUGAUCUGUGAACCUCUCCACCUUCAGUCUGUGCAUUUAAUGUUCAUAUGAAUAUAUAUAUAUAUAUAUAUAUAUAUAUAUAUAUACA
Anarrhichthys ocellatus (wolf-eel) is the source of this 18358-nucleotide messenger RNA. RefSeq names its product KN motif and ankyrin repeat domains 3 (gene kank3). The transcript is spliced from 12 exons. Gene Ontology annotation, cellular component: cytoplasm; cytoskeleton. Bases 14707 to 17673 code for a protein of 988 amino acids. The record is from RefSeq and is a predicted model, not a curated record. Lineage: Eukaryota; Metazoa; Chordata; Actinopteri; Perciformes; Anarhichadidae. Gene Ontology annotation, molecular function: protein binding. Gene Ontology annotation, biological process: negative regulation of actin filament polymerization.